Tripterygium wilfordii is the source of this 991-nucleotide messenger RNA. RefSeq names its product nucleoside diphosphate kinase 2, chloroplastic. NCBI's taxonomy places the organism in Eukaryota, Viridiplantae, Streptophyta, Magnoliopsida, Celastrales, Celastraceae. The record is from RefSeq and is a predicted model, not a curated record. The coding region runs from base 57 to 764 and encodes 235 amino acids. Gene Ontology annotation, biological process: CTP biosynthetic process; UTP biosynthetic process; GTP biosynthetic process. Gene Ontology annotation, molecular function: nucleoside diphosphate kinase activity. The transcript is spliced from 7 exons.
UGAGGAGAGGGGACGGGUAGAGAGCGAGCGAGCGAGCGUGCGAGCGAGAGAGAGAGAUGGAAGCGGUAGGCGUGUUUGGAGGAGCGAGUCCGUCUCUUGUUUCAGCGUCGUCCACUGUUCGCUCUUCAACGGAGAGAAGUCGGUUCUUAUCCUGCUCCUCCUCUUACAACAGCACUCUUAAACUGCGCAUUACCAGCUUAUCAGCACUCUCUUCGUCGUCCCAUCUUUUCUCGUAUUCCCAACCAUGUCCUCUCCGCCGCAAGUCCGCCAAACGCCAUAUCUUCCUUCCUCACCUGGUUGCUUCCAUGGAACAAGUCGAAGAGACGUAUAUAAUGGUGAAGCCUGAUGGUGUGCAGCGUGGCCUUGUAGGAGAAAUUAUCUCGAGGUUUGAGAAGAAGGGAUUUAAAUUGAUUGGCUUGAAGCUCUUUCAAUGCCCUCAAGAUUUGGCAGAGGAGCAUUAUAUAGAUCUCAAAGCCAAGUCAUUUUAUCCUAAAUUGAUUGACUACAUCACUUCAGGCCCAGUCGUGUGUAUGGCUUGGGAAGGCAUUGGUGUUGUGGCAUCAGCUCGCAAGUUGAUAGGAUCUACAAAUCCUCUUCAAGCUGAACCAGGCACAAUAAGAGGGGAUCUUGCCGUUCAAACUGGAAGGAAUGUGGUUCAUGGGAGUGAUAGCCCUGAGAAUGGAAAGCGUGAAAUCGCUCUUUGGUUUGGAGAAGGUGAAAUAUGUGAGUGGACACCAGCUCAAGCACCGUGGCUGAGGGAGUGAACUGAAGUCGGUAAUUGUACCGAGCAUGUUUUUUUUUUUUUUUUGAGUUCUCUUCCAAGCUCCUUUAUCUUAGGCUCAUUUGCAGUUUGAGGAAUUAUUAGAUGACUAAUAAGGGAAGUAUCUUGUUUGACUUGUGAUUUUCAUUUACAUAUAUAAAAGUGAACAUGUGAUCCAAUAAUAGAGUUGCAGGAGUGCAACUUAGAAGUCACAUGUUCGAUUUCGGGAAA